This is a messenger RNA of Hypomesus transpacificus, 5680 nucleotides long. It is a transcript of the gene col5a2b, whose product is annotated as collagen, type V, alpha 2b. Lineage: Eukaryota; Metazoa; Chordata; Actinopteri; Osmeriformes; Osmeridae. The coding region runs from base 174 to 5144 and encodes 1656 amino acids. The record is from RefSeq and is a predicted model, not a curated record. Gene Ontology annotation, molecular function: extracellular matrix structural constituent; protein binding. The transcript has 56 exons.
GAGAGAGAGAGAGAGACAGUGAGAGCUUGUUUGUUAUAUCCUAUCCAGUUCAGGCAGUCGUUCUGCCUUCACAGGAAUGCUUGGAUGUUAUUCUGAAUGGUAUAACUUCUUCAUCCUCUUGUCCUGCCCCUCUGCCUCUCUGUGUGGAGAAGGUGUGUGUUUCCCAUACAGACAUGGACACCUCCGGGCGCUCCAGGAUUAUUCUAUGUGUGGCAAUAUCCUUGGCCCAAGUGUUUUCAGUGACCACUCAGAAUGUCAAGCUCGGGGACAAAGAUAGUUGUACAGAAAAUGGCCAUGUCUACUCCAACAAUGAGAUAUGGAGCCCAGAGCCCUGUAAGAUCUGUGUGUGUGAGGCCGGGACUGUGGUCUGUGAAGAGGUCCAGUGUGAAGACCUGACAGGCUGUGAGACAACAGUGACACCUGAGGGAGAGUGUUGUCCUGUCUGCUCUCAGGCCACCUCGACUUCAGCACCUGGCACAGAUGAGAAAGGGGACGAAGACAUCUGUACAGAAAACGGCCAUGUCUACUCCAACAAUGAGAUAUGGAGCCCAGAGCCCUGUAAGAUCUGUGUGUGUGAGGCCGGGACUGUGGUCUGUGAAGAGGUCCAGUGUGAAGACCUGACAGACUGUGAGACAACAGUGACACCUCAGGGAGAGUGUUGUCCUGUCUGCUCUCAGGCUGCCACAGGAGUAGAACCAGAGGUGCAGAGAUUGGAACACUGCACAGAAAACGGUCAGGCUUACGCACACAAUGAGAUUUGGAGGCCCGAGCCCUGUCGCAUGUGUGUGUGUGACGGAGGCGUGGUCAUCUGUGACGAGGUGCAGUGUGAGCCGGUGGUCAACUGUGAGAGAGUGGUCAUCCCAGAGGGUCAGUGCUGCCCACUGUGUGACACGUUCGCCAGCGCCAAGAGGAUCAUACAACUAAUGGCUUUAAAGGGCCAAAAGGGUGAACCAGGUGACAUUCCUCACGUUGUUGGAAUUGUGGGUCGACCUGGACCUAUGGGUCCCCCAGGGUCGCAGGGGACUACUGGACACCGUGGAUUCAAAGGCAGACGUGGUGUUCAUGGACCACCUGGCUUUGAUGGGGAACCUGGGGUUCCAGGGAACCCUGGAGAGCCAGGACCCUCCGGCCAGCCCUCACUUCCUGGGAGUCAGUUGGUCUCUCAAAUGGCCGCUGGCUUCCAUGAGAAAUCCGGACUGGCUGGGAUGGUGUCUGGAACAAGGGGUGAAUCAGGGCCAAGAGGGCAUGCAGGGUCGACCGGACCACCCGGUCCUUCUGGAGCGCAGGGAAUCCCAGGGGAGGCUGGAGAACCAGGACCAAUGGGCUCCUAUGGUCAUAGAGGACCUGAAGGUCCACCAGGAAAACCAGGACCUGAUGGUGCGCCAGGCGCGCCAGGAAAUACUGGAGAACAGGGAUUCGCUGGGUCUCAGGGUUCGAGAGGUUUCCCUGGCCUACCCGGUCAUCCAGGAAUGAAGGGUCACAAGGGUCAUGCUGGCCUUGGGGGAUCAAGAGGAGAAACAGGAGCGGUUGGAUCAAAGGGCGUAUCAGGUGUUCCUGGGGGAAUGGGGCCUCUGGGCCCACCGGGUUCCGUGGGCAUGCCAGGAGAGAGAGGCAGAAGUGGUCCAAGUGGAGCGGUGGGAAAACGUGGUCUUCCUGGUCAUAUUGGUAAACCAGGUCCCAUGGGUCCAGUUGGGAUCAACGGUGCUCCAGGUUAUCCCGGUAGCCCUGGCAUGAAGGGUGAGGCGGGGCCGACAGGGGUCCGGGGAACUGAGGGCCCCCAGGGGCAACGAGGGGAUGCUGGACACGUGGGACGUCCUGGACCAACAGGGAUUCAAGGUCCUUCAGGAACAGAUGGAGCUCCAGGAAGCAGAGGAUCCACGGGAAUGCCAGGUGUUCUGGGCCCAGUCGGACUGCUCGGCCCAGCAGGAACACCUGGACCUCAAGGUACCACAGGCCUAGACGGGCCCAAGGGACAACUGGGAGAUCCUGGCGUGGAGGGAUUCAAAGGAGAAGCUGGACUCAAAGGAGAGAUAGGUUCACCGGGUCUCCACGGUACAAUAGGGCCAAUGGGGGAGGAGGGAAAGAGGGGACCAAGGGGGGACAGUGGGGCCGUCGGCCCCCCCGGACCUACUGGUGAAAUGGGUGCUCCAGGAAACAGGGGCUUCCCCGGUGGAGAUGGACUGCCUGGUCAAAAGGGGGCCCAAGGUGAAAGAGGCCUGGCCGGGUCAUUUGGAGCCAAAGGCCUUGAAGGUGACCCUGGGCGCACUGGAGAGCCUGGCUUGCCCGGAGCAAGGGGCUUGACAGGUAUUGCCGGUAGCACAGGAGCUGAGGGAAAACAAGGACCAAUGGGAGGUUCUGGAGAGGAUGGGAAAUCAGGACCAGCGGGGCCGGCUGGAUCAAGGGGUCUAGCUGGUUCAAUGGGCCUUCCAGGACCAAAGGGCUUCACUGGAGAUCCUGGGAAGACAGGAGAGGUGGGCACCCCAGGACCUGCAGGUCAAAGGGGAGUUAAUGGAAAGGAUGGUGAAGAAGGUGCAGCAGGUUCAACUGGCCCAGCGGGAAUAGCAGGGAAGAGAGGAGAACAAGGACCUCCAGGUCUAAACGGUUUUCAGGGUUUACCAGGACCCCCAGGUCCCCCUGGAGAGUCUGGGAAGCCAGGAGACGAGGGUAUUGCUGGAGAGGCGGGAGGCGUAGGUCUGACAGGACCAAGGGGUGAGCGUGGAACACCAGGAGAGAGAGGAGAGGUGGGACCUAAUGGAUUACAGGGGCCUAAAGGUGGCCUCGGAACACAAGGACUUGAUGGUCCAAAGGGCAAUGCUGGUCCAGCGGGUGCUGUUGGAGACCCAGGACCCCCAGGCCUGCAAGGGAUGCCAGGGGAGAGGGGCAUUCCUGGCCCCUCUGGGCCAAAGGGAGACAUAGGGUCAGUGGGUGAGGCAGGAGCAGUGGGUACUGCUGGAAAUGAUGGUGCACGGGGACUUCCCGGUUCACUCGGACCAACAGGACCUGCUGGACCCAAUGGUGCAAAGGGAGAAUCUGGCCCUGCAGGACCAGCUGGACGAAGAGGAUCCAGAGCCAUGUCUGGAUCUCGUGGUGAACCUGGUCCAAUUGGUGCUGUUGGAUUCCCUGGACCUCCUGGUGUGGAUGGCCAACCUGGGGUCAAAGGUGAGACAGGUGAACCAGGCCAGAAUGGUGAGGCUGGAUCUCCUGGACCUCAGGGAAUAGCAGGAAAAACAGGAACACAGGGGCCUGUGGGUGUGACUGGACUAAAAGGUGGAAGGGGGACACAGGGGGCAGCAGGUCCAUCUGGAUUCCCUGGUCUCGCUGGAGGAGUUGGACCCGUUGGAUCAGCCGGUGCAGUUGGGGCCCCCGGGCCUCUGGGUACCACAGGCAAGCCAGGUUCUAAAGGGAUUCUAGGGGAGAACGGCCCCCCGGGGAGCCAAGGAGAGAGAGGGGCUCCUGGUCCAGCAGGAGGCUCCGGAGAUAAAGGAGACUCUGGAGAGGAUGGACCAGGGGGUCCUGAUGGGCCUCCUGGACCUGCAGGAAUUUCAGGACAGAGAGGCCUAGUGGGUAUGCCUGGACUCCGAGGAGAGCGCGGCAUGCUGGGACUUCCUGGUCCAGCUGGUCCUCCAGGUAAAGCAGGAACUCCAGGGGGUCAGGGAAGCAAGGGGCCUGCAGGUUCGGUGGGCUUACCUGGACCAACUGGUCCUAAAGGAGAACCCGGUCCUGAGGGAGGGGUUGGAGAGGAUGGGACGCCUGGAAACGAUGGCAUCGUUGGAACCAGGGGAGAUAGAGGCAACACAGGCCCUGAGGGUCUUGCUGGUGCUCAGGGGGGGCCUGGGUCCCCAGGACCCAUCGGCUCCACUGGAAACCCCGGCAAGAGAGGAAACAAUGGUUCUAAGGGACCCCCUGGCCCUCUAGGCUCAGCAGGAAUACGAGGAAAGUUGGGGCCUCAAGGGCCACUGGGAGAUAAGGGAGCACGUGGCAAUCAGGGAGAGAGGGGCCAGAAAGGACACAGGGGCUUCACCGGACUCCAUGGCUUGCCUGGGACAACCGGACAAUCAGGGGAUGUGGGAGCACCAGGCAUCACUGGACCGACUGGGCAGAGAGGCCCCCCUGGUGUGGUUGGCCCCCCAGGAAAGGAAGGAUACAUUGGACAUCCCGGGCCUAUGGGCUCUCCCGGUACAAGAGGAGCCUCUGGCGACAUUGGACCAGAGGGACCUCCAGGAGAAACAGGCCCCCGUGGUCCUCCUGGAUCUCCUGGCCCCCCCACGGCUGCUGUGGAUGACCUUUUCGGGAGCCCCUUCGACUAUGACUUUGAUGGGGGUGCACCACCCCCUAUAGAGUUCGGCAAGGCCGCGGACGCCCCCCCUCCUCCGCCUGAGUUCAACGAGGACGAGGCCCUUCCCAACAAGGCCUCAGAUGUGGUCCGUGUAGAUAAGGGGGUCCAAACCACGCUGAAGACCCUCAGCGGACAUCUGCAGAACCUGCGCAGUCCAGACGGCAGCCGUGCUCACCCAGCCAAAACCUGCCAGGACAUCAAACAGUGUUAUCCUCUGAAACGCAGUGGUGAUUACUGGGUGGAUCCCAACGAAGGGAAUGCCAAGGAUGCCAUUAAGGUGUUCUGUAACAUGGAGACCGGAGAAACUUGUAUCCCAGCCAACCCUGCAAACAUACCGCAGAAAACAUGGUGGACGAAAUCUACUCCUAGCCCAACCAAACCUUUGUGGUUUGGAGCUAACAUGAAUGGAGGAACAAGAUUCAACUAUGGCAACAAAGGGGACGAGCCCAACACUGUGGCCAUUCAGAUGAAGCUGAUCCGACUUUUGUCCAAAGAGUCGGUCCAGAAUGUCACCUUCCACUGCAAGAAUAGCGUGGCCUACAAAGAUGAAAAGAGUGGCAACCUGAAGAAAGCACUCGUCCUCAAGGGUGCCAACGGACAGGACAUCAGGGCUCAGGGUAACAACCGCCUCCGAUACACUGUCCUGGAAGACGGAUGUUCGGAAUCAAAUGGUAUUGGGUCCAAGACUGUAAUUGAGUACAGGACUCAGACAACGGCAAGACUGCCAAUUGUAGACUUGGCCCCCAUGGACAUUGGCAAGGCGGAUCAGGAGUUUGGUUUGCACAUUGGGCCAGUUUGUUUCUCCUAAACUCAAACACAUGAACAGAAAUCGUUAGCCCUUUAAGGAGAUUAUCUUCUUCACAGAAUGCCUUUCUCAUUGUUGUUUGAAUUUUGCAAUGCAAUUGAAGAAACAACCCUAAUGUCUGUAGUCUGUGGCCAGUCUCUUCUACAGUAUUCUAUUUUCAUGGUGGUAAGAUGUCAAAAGCCACUCUAAGGGGUAACCCAGAGACUCUUGAACUACCUGCUGAAUUGUUCAGUCAUGUACAUACUGUCAGGUCUGCUAUUGAAAUAUUUAUUGUGUCCAGAAAUCUAAAUUUGUUUUAUUCUUAAUUGAAAACAUGCAUGCAAAUGGAUUCAGGCCCCAGAAAGAGAAUCUACAGUAUGUCCCAAUUUUAUCUUAGUUUGCUGAGGAUUUUUUAUGGAAGAAAAAUAUUUAGGGUUUUUAAUAUAUGAUGAUUUAGGCUUGUAAAAAAGGUGUUCAAAUGAGGGUUUGUAUAUCAAUGUUUCCUUGUUGAUGACAAAAAGUUUGAUAGUAAAGGCAACAUCAUGUAAUUUUCCUGCAAA